Molecule: messenger RNA, 1376 nt
Organism: Rhea pennata
Lineage: Eukaryota; Metazoa; Chordata; Aves; Rheiformes; Rheidae
Gene: TPBGL
Product: trophoblast glycoprotein like
Exons: 1
Coding region: 1-1065 (354 amino acids)
Biological process (GO): negative regulation of canonical Wnt signaling pathway
Cellular component (GO): plasma membrane
Molecular function (GO): protein binding
Source: RefSeq, a predicted model, not a curated record
AUGGCCCGCCGGGCGGCGCGCCGCUGGCUGCCCUGGCUGGGGCUCGCCCUGCUGCCGCUGGCCGUGCCCCCCGCGGCCGCCCCCGGCGGCUGCCCCUCGGCCUGCUACUGCGUGGCCACGCCGGAGCUGGUGCAGUGCCGCUACGAGCGGCUGCAGGAGCCGCCGCGGGAGCUGCCGGCCGCCGUGCACAACCUGAGCAUCGCCGGGAGCAACCUGAGCGUGCUGCGGCGCGCCGCCUUCGCCGCCCGGCCGCUGCGCCAGCUGCGCCUGCUCCGCCUGCGCCACGACAACAUCCAGGCCAUCGAGGACAUGGCGCUGCAAGGGCUGCCGGCGCUGCGCACCCUCGACCUCAGCCACAACCCGCUGGCGUCGGUGGCGGCGGGCGCCUUCGGCGGCGCGCCGCUGCUGCGCACCUUGCAGCUCAACCAGGCGCUGCUGGCCGCGCCGCUGGAGGAGCAGCUCGCCCUGGCCUUGGGCAACCUCAGCCUGCGGCGCCUGGAGCUGGCGGGCAACGGGCUGCGGGCGCUGCCGGCCGCCCUGCUGCCCGCCGGCCUCGAGGAGCUGGACCUGCGCAACAACUCGCUGCAGCGCCUGGGCGCCGGCGAGCUGCGGAGCCUCGAGGCGCCGGGGCUGCGCAAGCUGCGCGUCUCGCUGGGCGCCAACCCGCUGCGCUGCGACUGCGCGCUGCGGCCGCUGCUGGCGUGGCUGCGCGGCGGCGCCGGCGCCGCCGGCCGCGUGCCGGACGCCCGCAACCUGCGGUGCGCCGCGCCGCCGGCGUUGCGCGGGGCCGCGCUGCUGCGCCUGCGGCCCGAGGGGCUGAGCUGCGCCGGCGAGCCCGGCGAGCCCGGCGAGCUCGAGACGGCCUCCUACGUCUUCUUCGGCGUCGUGCUGGCCCUCAUCGGCGUCGUCUUCCUCAUGGUGCUCUACCUGAACCGGCGCGGCAUCAAGCGCUGGCUGCACAACCUGCGCGAGGCUUGCCGCGACCAGAUGGAGGGCUACCACUACCGCUACGAGCAGGACGCCGACCCCCGGCGCGCCAGCGCCGCCGGCCCCGCCGGCCUCUGAGCCCGCCGGCGCCCGGACUCCGCUCUCACCGUGUACAGAUUUCUAUUCCACGAGCGCAGGACUUCACUUGCUUUUUUCUUAUUUUUUUUUUUGUGGGGGGGGGAGAGGGGAUGGUUUGCUUCCCUUGCUCCAAACGCAGAGGAAAACCCAGCGUCUCCCCCCCGGCUCCCAGCCCGCGGACUGAUUUUGAGCGCGGACUGCGACGCAGCAGCUGCACUAGGUCGCCGCCGCCGCGCUUUGUAAUUUAAAACCAGCGGAGCGAAAGGCUAGCGCGCUCGCCCACGCCUGCUGUAGACCUGCGCCUGUUACUG